Molecule: messenger RNA, 2052 nt
Organism: Symbiodinium sp. CCMP2456
Lineage: Eukaryota; Dinophyceae; Suessiales; Symbiodiniaceae
Source: the annotation of a GenBank genome assembly
AUGGGCGCCUUCGCUUCGUCGCCCAUCGAUGCCGUUCGUGUGGAACGCCGCACCUCACAAGGGUCCUGUAAAUGGCGCGCUGCGGUGGCCGAAAUGCAGGGCUGGCGCAUCACUCACGAGGACGCGCACUUCCUGGAGACGGGCCACGAAGGCUCGCGCGCCUUCUUUGGGGUUCUGGAUGGCCAUGGCGGGAAGAAGGCAGCCUUUGCCGCGGCCUCGCAGCUGCCAUCACGGCUGCGCCAAGCGGUCGACGGCGAUGGAGGUCAAGACAAACUGAAAGAGCGUGUGAGCAGUGCUUUUGCAGAGGUGGACCAGAACCUGAGGAGCAUCGGCGGUAUGGCCUCCUGUGGAAGCACUUGUGUUGCUGCCGGUGUGGAGGUGAAGGACUCACAGGAUCCUGGCAUCUUCAGCUGCUUCCUGGCGAAUGCUGGCGAUUCCAGAGGCCUCCUGGUGCAGCUCCGUCCGGGUGCCGAGCCUGUGAUUGUCGCGUCCCAUGACCACAAGCCUGACCUGCCAGCAGAGCGAGAACGCAUCUCGCGCGCCGGAGGAUUCGUAACUGGCACCUCCCGCAUGAAUCCGGACGUCGCGCGGGUCGAUGGCAAUCUCGCUGUGUCGCGUGGCUUUGGCGAUUUCGAUUUCAAGAAGAAUCCGGACAAGGAUGCCACGCAGCAGAAGGUCUCCUAUGUACCGGAGCUCUUCUUUGCCGAUCUUGGUUCUGGUGACCUGGUAAUCCUGGCUUGCGACGGCAUCUUCGAUGUCAUGAGCUCCGACAAACUCGUGGAGGAACUCUUGCAGCACCUGGCUGAGGGCCGGGACUUGGGUGAUGCUGCUGAAGCGGUGCUGCACUCGUGCCUGCUUCUGGGGUCCAGAGACAACAUGACCUUGAUGGUCUCUCAGCUCGGUCCACCCACUUCGGAAGGAGCAUGGGAAGAUGGAGUGUCAAUCUCCGGGCUCUCCAGCUUCCAUGACAUCAAGGACAGAGAUCUUCAGAAGCUCCACUUCGACUUUCUGGAGCACUGUGCCCAGCUGGGACCGCUGCCUGCGCCGGAGCGGGCGCUUUACGAGGAGGUGCGAGAGCGGAUGAGGGCCGAGAGCGAUGUUCAGUCGAGACUGGAAGCCCUUGUAGAGGAGCUGCAGCCAGGGGAGACACCCGCAGGCGCACUGCGGAGACUUCGGCCCAAGAAGCGCAAGGCGAAUGACGCCGAGAAGUCGGCCGAGGACGACAAGUGCAGCUUCACGCGAAUCUCGGAGUUAUGUGACCAGCUCGUGUUCGACGGAAUUGCGUCUGUCUACGAGGCCUUUCUCACUCCUUGUUCCGGGGCGCUGCCGCCAUCCACGGGGUGUAAGCGGAUGCUGGUGGAAGUGGCCAGGCCCAACCCGACUUUGCUCACGAGCCGGCGCGUCGCGGAGCAGGGCACAGACAAGUCUGCAGGCUCCAUGCGGACCACAAGGGCAGUGCACCGAGGUGGCAACACGCCAGAAGUGACUGGCAGGCUGAGCAAGAAGACCCUGACGGACUCCAGAAAGUACUUGCUGCUUGCCGCUCUGCAAUCUCAGGUGGAAUUCCGAAAGCUUCGUCGCCAGGACCCAUUGGCAAGCUCCUGCACCGGGAGACCGCGCAAGCCUUUUGCCGCACUUCUCCAGGAUUCCACUCCAGCCCCCUGCGAGCCGUCCAAGCUGCCCCGCGAGCCGUCCAAGCUGAAAGUGCCAUGGCCACAACCGAAGCGCGCACCUUUGUCGCGCAGGCCAUACCAGCCUGCGCUGACGGCAGCGAGCCGUAAGAUGAAGGCCAAAGCUGCCAAAAAAGCAGGUCCGGGAAAUGACGCCGAGGUCGAUGCCGCCAAAGCUGCGGAAGAUCCGAGCUGCGAGAACUGGCAGUAUCGCUGGGCUGCUGGCGACGAGCAAGGAGUGGUCUUUGGCCCCUUCCGUCGCGGCAUGUUGGCAGAGUGGAAACGCCUGGGCUGCUUCACCGCAGAGCGACCCGCGGAGUUCCGACGCGUUGGGGAUGAAGGUGAUGCUUGGCUGGAUUGGAGUGAAGUGAGCUUCGACUAG